CCAAUGGAUCGCCUUCUCUGUUUAAAUAGACUUGCGGUGUCAAUCAUUUUCUUCUUCGUCAGCCUCCCUUCCACCGCCAUAUUGGGCAACUAAAAAAAGGGGGCUCGUCUUUUCGGGGUGUUUUUCUUGCCUUGCCCUCUCCCCACUUUCUCGUCGCUCCGCGAUUCUGACGCCGGCAAGGUUUGGAGAGCCGCUGGGUUCGCGGGAGCCGCGGGCUAGCACCCGCCUGGACUUGGACUGGCCCGGCCACCCCCUCCUCUCUCCUCUCCCCUCCCCUCCCCGCCCUCCGCUCGCUAGUCCACUGGAUCCGCGGAGACUUUGGGCUGCCUGGUCCGGGGCUUCCCCUCGCCCCCUCCCCCAGACCCUGCGCGCUCCUGACGCUCGGGCAGUUAAUCGCUGCUGUUUGUUUCUCUUGGCUCCGCGGGCAAUCGCUGGGCUUAUAAGAGGAGUGCGGGCUGGUUCGGGGCGUUUUGUUUUGUUCGGUUUUGUUUUCGGCGAGCGCAAGAGAGGCGGUCGUAAAGACCUGGGAGGAAGAUGUCAAACGUGCGAGUGUCUAACGGGAGCCCGAGCCUGGAGCGGAUGGACGCCAGACAGGCGGAGUAUCCCAAGCCCUCCGCUUGCCGAAACCUCUUCGGCCCGGUGAAUCACGAAGAGUUAACCCGGGACCUGGAGAAACACUGCCGAGACAUGGAAGAGGAGAGCCAGCGCAAGUGGAAUUUUGAUUUUCAGAAUCACAAGCCCCUCGAGGGCAGAUACGAGUGGCAAGAGGUGGAAAAGGGCAGCUUGCCCGAGUUCUACUCCAGACCCCCGCGGCCCCCCAAAGGUGCCUGCAAGGUGCCAGCGCAGGAGAGCCAAGAUGUCAACGGGAACCGCCAGGCGGUACCUUUAAUUGGGUCUCAGGCCAAUUCAGAGGACUCUCAUUUGGUAGACCCAAAGACUGAUGCAUCGGACAGCCAGACGGGCUUAGCGGAGCAGUGCACCGGGAUGAGGAAGCGACCUGCAACGGAAGAUGCCUCUCCUCAAAACAAAAGAGCCAGCAGAACAGAAGAAAAUGUUUCAGACGGUUCCCCCAACGCGGGCUCAGCGGAGCAGACGCCCAAGAAGCCCAGCCUCAGAAGACGUCAAACGUAAAUUACUAGAAUGUCUCCUUGUUUAUCAGCUACAUGGCUACAAGGAUUAUGAAGCAAGGAAGAUACACAUUAAAAAAAUUAAAUACAUAUCGCUGACUCCAUUGAAUGGACAUCCUGUCUAAGCACUGAAAAGCAACAAUACCAUAACACUAAAAUUUUAGGCACUCUUAAAUGAUCUGCCUCUAAAAGCAUUGGAUGUAGCAUCGUGCAAUUAGGUUUUCCUUAUUUGCUUCAUUGUACUACCUGUGUAUAUAGUUUUUACAUUUUAUGUAGCACAUAAACUUUGGGGAAGGGAGGGCUGGGUGGGGCCGAGGAAUUGGCAUGGGAGGGGUAUGAAGUACUUGCUUCGUUUAUAGCAAGGAGAAAAAAUACUGGACUUGCGUGAAGAGGAGCAGUUUGGGGAAGGGUUUGAGUUAUUUUCUUUAAAGAUGUAAUGUCCCUUUCCAUGAGAGUUGAUACAGCAUUUAAAAAUCAUUCAAGUUUGAAUCCUGGCUACAAAUAAUGGCUAGUGUUUUUUACAUGAAGCUUUUUCUCAUUUGGGAGUGCUGAUGAUUGCACAUGUAGCAGCAAAUGUCUUUUAAACAAAAUAAACAACUACAAUAAGAAGUGAUCUCAGUGCUUCUCCCCGUCCCCCUCCAGCGCCCCCCCCCCAGUUCACUUUAAAGUUGGAAUUUACCAGUGUUUGGGUAACCACUCCAGGUAAUUCUGGGCAAAAAUCUGGGGUGUAUCAGGGGUGUUUUGAGUACUCAGAAGUGAUAAUUUUUAUCACUUGUUGAGAUAAUUCAGAAUCCUUGGAUAUUUUUUUUAAAAGAUCUAUGAAUAACUUCAUAUAAAAAAUAAUGAAAUAACUUUUACUUAAAGCUCAUUCGAUUUGUUAAUUAUGCCCAAAGGAAAGUGUUUUUUAAAGGAAUGUGUAGAGAGAAAGACAGUUGUGAAGUGAAAUGGAUACUACAUCUUUAAACGUUAUUUUUACAUUGCCUGUGUAUGUGUAUGAAACAAAACCAUUUAAAGUGUACCUGUGUACAUAACUCUGUAAAGACACUGAGAAAUUAUACUAACUUAUUUAUGUUAAAAAGAGAUUUUCUUUUUAAUCUAGACAAUAUACAAGCCAAAGUGGCAUGUGCAUUUGUAAAUGCUGUGUUGGGUAGAAUAGUUUUCCCCCUUCUGUUAAAUAAUAUGGCUAUGCUUAAAAGGUUGCAUACUGAGCCAAGUAUAAUUUUUUUGUAAUGUGUAAAAAAGAUGCCAAUUAUUGUUACACAUCAAGCAAUCAAUAAAUAAAACUUCCAUAGCUA
This is a messenger RNA of Condylura cristata (star-nosed mole), 2422 nucleotides long. RefSeq names its product cyclin-dependent kinase inhibitor 1B (p27, Kip1) (gene CDKN1B). Gene Ontology annotation, cellular component: nucleus; cytoplasm. Gene Ontology annotation, molecular function: protein-folding chaperone binding; cyclin-dependent protein serine/threonine kinase inhibitor activity. The transcript has 3 exons. The coding region runs from base 535 to 1131 and encodes 198 amino acids. NCBI's taxonomy places the organism in Eukaryota, Metazoa, Chordata, Mammalia, Eulipotyphla, Talpidae. Gene Ontology annotation, biological process: negative regulation of cell population proliferation; regulation of cell cycle; G1/S transition of mitotic cell cycle. The record is from RefSeq and is a predicted model, not a curated record.